Molecule: messenger RNA, 1488 nt
Organism: Knipowitschia caucasica
Lineage: Eukaryota; Metazoa; Chordata; Actinopteri; Gobiiformes; Gobiidae
Source: the annotation of a GenBank genome assembly
AUGCAAGCUUCUACGACCGUCCGCGCGCCCGCGUCUCCCGACGACUCGGCGCCUGACUCCCCUUCCAUCCUCCUCCACAACAUCUCGCCUGUGGCCCCCAGCUCUCGUAAGAGCGUGCGUCUGGCUUCCAGGGACCCAGGGUCGGUGCGCGCCUACCUCGCAGCGCGGGGUCGCUCCUUCAUCUCCAGACUCCUCUCCCUCGCCGGCUCCGUCUCCUCCCUCAACGACGCGGUCCGCCUGGACGCGGGGUGCCGCUCCGACCUGGCGUUCUGGUCUCGCCUGCUGAGCCGCUGGAAUGGCGUCUCCUUUUUCUACAGCGACGUCGUCCUAUCCUCGGACGACCUGCGGCUCUUCACGGACGCAGCCCCGCCGGAGACUCACAAACGACACAAUGCUGCAAACGUGGAUCCACAUGCCGGGGCAAGUGGGGGAAAGUUGGUCCCGAACGGUGCAGCGAGCCCCGGGGGAGAUAAGGCAGUCAAGCCGCUCCGCAAGAACUCUCUCACGGGAGACGCUGGGCAAGAGUUCAUCAUCGAGAACCGGUUUUUGUACUAUAUAUUCACGUUUGGGACUGAGCUGGGGAAUGAGUUGUUUUACAUUACGUUUUUCCCGUUUGUAAUGUGGAAUAUUGACGCGUUCGUGGCUCGGAGGAUCAUCCUGGUCUGGGUCUGGGUCAUGUACUUGGGCCAGUGCACCAAGGACCUUCUCGGCUGGUCCAGACCUGCCUCGCCGCCCGUGGUGAAGGUGGAAAUGUUUUACAACUCAGAGUACAGCAUGCCCUCCACGCACGCCAUGUCGGGCACUGCCAUCCCCUUCGCCCUGUUCUACAUGACGCACGCCCGCUGGGAGUACCCCUUUGCGGUGGGUCUGGCCGUGGCUCUGAGCUGGUGUGUCCUGGUCUGUGUGAGCCGCAUCUACAUGGGCAUGCACUCUCUCCUGGACGUCCUGGCCGGUGUGACCUACUCCUCCCUGAUCCUGCUGGUGUCUCUGCCCGCUCUGGACCAUGUGGACCUGUGGAUCCUGCACAGUCCCUGGUCCCCGGUGCUGGUCCUGGGUCUGCCGCUGGUCCUGGCCCUGCUUUGUUUCCAGCUGGACGCCUGGAGCACGUCUCGCGGGGACACGGCUCAGAUCCUGGGGACCGGGGCAGGUGUGGCUCUGGCGUCGCACGUGAACCUGCGCCUUGGCUGCAGCCGCGACCCGGCGCUGGCCGCACUCGCCACGGCGCCGCCGCUGACCCCCACCCUGCUGGCCGUUAUGGCGAUCAGGCUGGUGGUGGGCGUGGCCGUGCUGGUGGCCACGCGCGCCGUUAUGAAGGCGGUUACCCUGACGACGCUGUGCCGAGUGCUGCGGCUGGGAGGAGGCGGCGACAUGAGGCAGGCGCGGCAGCACAUGGAGGUGGAGCUGCCCUACAGGUACAUCGUCUAUGGGACUGUGGGCUUCAACGUGCUCUUCCUCGUACCUCUGUUCUUCAGCUACGCACAGCUCUGA